AUGUCUGGUGAAAGCAGUCCUGUUUGCACUGGGAAUGCUUGCAAGGAACAGCCCGCUGCUUUCCACCAGAACGGUAAGGAAAAGGAUGAGCCUAGCAUCGUCGUGGUGGAUUCAGACUCAGACAAUGAAAGCUACAGGCUCUCUGCAAACCGCAGCAAAACAAACCUCUCACCGAAGCAGACAGCAAAGAUUUCACCAACAACCACGUCUCUGUUUCCUAAUGCCAGACUAGGUGGAUCACUUUGGAAUAAUGACACUGCCGUGCUCCUGGGAAGGAAAUCAGCCGCAAUAAAUUCUAAUAAGACCCACAUGCAUAUAAAUGACUCCCAGGGGGCAGACAAGAUUGACAGACUGCCAGAGACUUUGCAAAUAGUGCAUAAUGAUCCAGUCGCUCCCUCAUCUCCUGAACCCAGCAAGACGUCAGCAGGAGAUUGCCCGAAUGAGCCUAAGUGCACUUCUUCCGACGCUGAGAUAAUGGCUCUCCGGGAACGUGUUGGGGCUUUCUCUGCAUUUCCAGCUCUAGGGGGCAUAUCAUUACCUCCGGGGAUCAUCAUCAUGACAGCCCUGCAUUCCCCUGCAGCUCUCGCAGCGAUGUCAGACAGUGCCUUUCAGAUCGCCAACCUGACAGAUUGCCCUCUGCACAAUGCCACGGGAGGCUGCGGCCACCCUGCCAAAAAGAAAAGGAAAAGGUGCGGGGUGUGCGCUCCCUGCAGGAGGCUGAUCAACUGUGGAGAAUGCAGCAGCUGCAGGAACCGUAAAACUGGCCACCAAAUCUGUAAAUUACGGAAAUGCGAGGAGUUAAAGAAGAAACCCGGCACUUCACUCGAGAAGGUAAUAAUCCCUGGUGGAGGAGAGGCAUUCAGAUGGUUCUUUUAGGAGUGAUUCUACACCUCAUCCAACCCCAUGAAGUGUGAUUUGCCUCAUGAACAGAGAAUGUUGCUGCAUGGAUUCCUGACACAAGGAGCAAGUUCCAUUCCAAUGGUUUCUUUGUUUUUCCUAGUAGUGGAUUUUGUAUCUUUGGAGCUGUUUUGUUUUCAUGUCAAAAUUGUGUAUUGGUAUUAAGGGUGAACUGUAUAUAAAAAAANGAAGCUUGUAACAUGCAAUGAAUAGAACUGGACAAUCAUUAUGUUGCAUUGAGGGUUGUGACUAAUGUUCGAGAAAACUCAAUAUGAAAGAGGGAAUGAAGCAAUAACCUAGAGUUGUAAUUGUGUAAAUAAUGAGCAUGACCUGUAGUAAACAAUAUAACCUUUUUUGUUGUAAGUAGUUAAAUCCAGUAAAAAAAAGCAACCCUUUGAUGUAUUUAUACAAACUGACAGAAUUUGGCAGCUACAAUGUUAUUCGGUUUCCUCAAAACACUGGUGGCCUGACUGAGUACAGUUAUAGGUAAAUGACUAGGUCUGCCCGUUGGAGAUGGGGUGUUUGUGAAUACAUCCGAGGCUCUGGUAUCAAUAAGUUCUUAUAUUCACACAAUGUCAGCACCUUGGCCUGUACUUCCCAUAACUAUUUUUUAAUCAUGGGUUCUGUUUGGGCAGAGGUGCAUUACAGCCAACAGAAUCCAAUGGUGUAAUCUGAGCUUUACAGAACAUGAGAAAGGAUUGGAUAAAGAAGUCCCUUUGCCCAUUUGGUAUCAUCCUUCCAAAAUUCCAUAUCUACUAUCUUGCCAUUACAGAGCAAGCUGUUCUUAAACACAUGGCCUCAUGAGACUUCAGAUUACAUCAGUAGCCAAUGUUACUGUUCUAUAAAUGUUGCUUCAUUAUAUAUGUACAAGUCCAUUGUGAAAGCACUUUGAAGACCAUUUACUGUGCCUACUUAAUUACUUACCUCUGUGACAAAUUGUUAAAAUACACAGGGAGUGGGUGACUUCCUCUGAAAUUCAUGUUCCAAUUUAACCUCAAUGGAUAGAAUGAAAGUCUCUCUCUCCCAACUGAGAGGGUCCAAUGUUAAAUGAGUUUGAAGUCUCAACCCAGUUUCUAGUGGGUUGUGGUUCACAGGUUAAUCUGAAAUUUGCCUGCAAAUCAACACUAAAUUAGCAAUUAAAUGAGGCAACACGGAAUGGUAUAGGUAUUGGAAAUGAUGCAUAGCUGCAAGGAGGAAUGCUGAGUUAAAACACAUUUGGGGGCAGAGAGGGCAUUUCACUGCAUCUGUAUCCAAGGAGUAAAUUAUGCUAGAUUUUUGGUAACAGAUGUCUUCAUUCCUCAUAUCCUUAACAUUUGAUGAGCAUAAAAAAAUAAUUAAAAGAAAAUACCUUAAUAUUUCUUAAUAAUUGUACUAAUUAGAGAAAUAAAACCAAAGCACCCAUGUUAUUGUUUAAUAUAUUUUUAAUUGGAUUUAUUUGUGUGAUCUCUUUGAUUUAAUUUCUUGCAUCUCACUAAAAUAAGUUACCAAGCAUGUUAUUUUGGAUAACUGGUAACUGUUAUGUUGGAGUAGAAGAUUCAGACUAGUGAUUUUAACCGGCCCGAGGUGUCCUUUUCUUGCAGUGUGUAUAAACUAUGGAUGCAUGUUGCAGUUCAAGUUAUGAUGCAAGUUGCAUGUUAUACUGGAACUUCUUUUUAAUCUUGCUUUUAGCUUAAGUCACUUGUUGCUACAUGUGGGUUAGUAGCAGGUACUGGCCUAUUCAGUUAGGGCCAGAAGGUUUGUGUAGUAUUUGUUUAUUGAACUAAAAUUAUUUUUGUAAUCGGUUUGUGUGUAGUUUUGACAUGCAGCUGAAUAAAGAGUAGUACAAUGAAAUAAUCAGACCCAAGAUUAAGUUAGAUAUGUGUGUCCAUUUAAAUCUUUUAAUCACUAUUCUCUGUGCUACUGUUAUCUAACAGCUGAUGAAACUGGACCAAAUUAACCCUCACACUGCCAACAGGUCUACAGAGACUCCUAUCUCUUGGUUGACUGGUUGUGUACAUUUUCUGCUAACAUUACAGCAAUAAAGUAACUCAAACAUAA
Messenger RNA from Callorhinchus milii (elephant shark), 2934 nucleotides. Its product is annotated as CXXC-type zinc finger protein 4. Gene Ontology annotation, cellular component: nucleus. The record is from RefSeq and is a predicted model, not a curated record. Gene Ontology annotation, molecular function: zinc ion binding; methyl-CpG binding. NCBI's taxonomy places the organism in Eukaryota, Metazoa, Chordata, Chondrichthyes, Chimaeriformes, Callorhinchidae. The transcript is spliced from 2 exons. Bases 1 to 876 code for a protein of 291 amino acids.